This is a messenger RNA of Prunus armeniaca (apricot), 831 nucleotides long. Lineage: Eukaryota; Viridiplantae; Streptophyta; Magnoliopsida; Rosales; Rosaceae. The record is from the annotation of a GenBank genome assembly.
AUGGGCAGCAGUCCAGCGCCAUUUUCAGAUAUUGGAAAGAGAGCAAAAGAUCUCUUGACCAAAGAUUACAACUUUGACCAGAAGUUUACUCUGUCAGUGGUUGGCUCCACUGGGCUGGGACUUACAGCUAAUGGUUUGAAGAGGGAUCAAAUUUUUGUUGGUGACAUAAAUACCCUGUACAAGAGUGGAAACACUACUGUAGAUGUGAAAGUUGAUACUUAUUCUAAUGUGUCUACAAAAGUGACUGUGAGUGAUAUCUUGCCGAGCACGAAAGCAGUGUUUAGCUUCAGAAUACCAGAUCACAAAUCUGGCAAGCUGGACGUGCAGUACCUUCAUCCUCAUGCAGCCUUUGAUUCCAGCAUAGGCCUGAACCCAACCCCUCUUUUAGAACUGUCGGCAACAAUUGGAAGUAAGGAUCUUAGUUUGGGUGGUGAAAUUGGAUUUGACACAGCAUCCUCUUUGUUGACCAAAUACAAUGCUGGGAUCAGCUUUAACAAGCCAGAUUUCUCUGCAGCGCUUUUGCUGACGGACAAAGGACAGACAUUGAAGGCAUCUUACAUUCAUGCUGUUGACUCCUGCAAUGGAACUGCAGUUGCAGCUGAACUGACCCAUAGAUUUUCCACCUUCGAGAACAGCUUUACCCUUGGAAGCUCUCAUGUAAUCGAUCCAUUAACUGUGGUAAAAACACGAUUCUCUGAUAAUGGGAAAGCUGGUGUGCUAUGGCAACGUGAAUGGAGACCGAAGUCACUAGUAACUGUCUCAGCUGAGUAUGACUCGAAGGCACUUAAUGCAUCCCCAAAGAUAGGUCUUGCUCUCGCGCUCAAGCCUUGA